This is a messenger RNA of Blepharisma stoltei, 516 nucleotides long. The record is from the annotation of a GenBank genome assembly. Lineage: Eukaryota; Ciliophora; Heterotrichea; Heterotrichida; Blepharismidae.
AUGCGUCAACCCAUCGCCAGACUUAGACUUUGGCUUCAUGUUUCGGCACCCUGACUAAAAAAUUGGCUGUGUGGCACCUCAAAAAAUUAUUUAUGAACAAAAAUUCGAGGAUUUUUUAAAAACCAAGCUGCAAGCCCAAAUAGAGAAAAUGAAAUACCUGAUAUAAUAAAGUUCCUAAAAGAAGAGUUUUUAAGGCUGACUCGAAAAACAGCUUCGAGACUGGAAAAAGGCGUUUUUAUAGCUGAGCUCAAGAAAAAUCCUCUUUUGGCUGAAGUUUUUGGGUUUGAUGAAAAUAGUAAAGAAAAGGAAAUUGAGGAACAAGUGGAAAAUAUUGGGACUGAAGAAUGAAUUAAUAUGGACGAGUUCCUGCUGUUUUACCAAGUUUCCAAGAGCAACUUGCUGAACCGAUUCAUUCAAAAGCAGAGACCCAGUCAAGUGCGACUAAUGAUUCCUUUAUGGAGCAGAACAAACAGAGAACUGACGAUAUGAGCAGGAUUAUUGAAGGCUGCAAGCUAA